This is a messenger RNA of Fragaria vesca subsp. vesca, 1104 nucleotides long. Its product is annotated as chaperone protein dnaJ 10-like. NCBI's taxonomy places the organism in Eukaryota, Viridiplantae, Streptophyta, Magnoliopsida, Rosales, Rosaceae. The transcript is spliced from 10 exons. The record is from RefSeq and is a predicted model, not a curated record. Bases 1 to 1104 code for a protein of 367 amino acids.
AUGUCAGCCAUGAAACUUACUUCAAAUCUUCGUGUCACUCUGUGUUUAUGUUGUACAGGUUGUGAUGAUCUGAGAGAUAUGGUGAGGGAUAGUGCCUUUUAUAAUAUAUUGGGUAUCAAUGUUGAAGCCUCUGAAACUGAGAUAAAAAAUGCUUAUUAUCAGAAGGCAACAGAAGCUCACCCUGAUAAAAAUCCUGGAGAUGCAAAGGCUGCCGAAGAUUUUGCAGCACUUGCUGAAGCUUUUCAGGUCUUAAUGGAUCCUGACAAGCGUGGAUGGUAUAACAAGCAUGGAAAGCUAUGCAUACCACAGGACUUCUGGUUACACAGUUAUUGUGUGUAUGGGAUGUUUUUUGGGAGUGAAUGCUUUAAAGAUUACAUCGGUGAAUUUGCUUUUACCACUUUCUCAUCAUUUCUUGAAAUGGAAGAAGAGACGGAGGAUCCUGAAGUCCGAAGGAAGAGAGCUUGGGAGAAGACACAGGCAUUGUUGAAGGAAAGGCAUGAAAAGAUUACAAAGGUUAUGAUAGAUCGCAUUCAACCAUAUGUUGAUGGUCAUAUGGAUGAGUUUGAAAAAUCAGUCGAUUCAGAAGCCCGGCGCCUAUCAACAGCUGCCUUUGGAGAGUGUCUUCUUUUUACACUUGGUGUCAUAUACAUUGCUAAAGCAGCAAAAGAACUUAAAGGGAAGGAGGAAGCCGGGAGAAUAAGGUGGAUCAAAGUUAAAGGUCCCAAAGGAUUCGAGUUGAGGUCACAAAUACAUGCCGCUAAAGAGUCUGAUCGUACAGCAGGACAACGAGAUCGUCCAAACAAUUCUCAAGCUAACAAGGAAGAUGAUUUACGGCGAGAAAUUUUCUGUUACCUAGACAACUCGAGGCUUCGUAAUACAUGGAGUAUUAAUGUGACUGAUAUUGAGUUGUGUUUGUCAUAUAUCUGCAAAGCAAUACUUAAAGACUCCACUGUAUCUAAAGAUGUUCUGAGGCUUCGGGCAGAAGCAUUGGAUAAGCUGGGAAGAAUCUUUAAAGGUACGAGUCCUCCUUACCAUAGAGAGUACGGUAUCUGCGUUGAAGAUGAACAGGAGAAUGAAAAUGAGGACUCUGAUUUUUCAGACUAA